Molecule: messenger RNA, 2052 nt
Organism: Tetranychus urticae (two-spotted spider mite)
Lineage: Eukaryota; Metazoa; Arthropoda; Arachnida; Trombidiformes; Tetranychidae
Source: RefSeq, a predicted model, not a curated record
GUUCUAAAGAAAAUUUUAACAUAGGAUGAAAGCCAUGAUUAAACUACAAUCGCAAAAAAUAGUUCGAACUUUCUCGGAAUUCAGGUUACUGAGAAAUUAGUAUUCAAACAGGGUAGGGGAAAAAACGCAGAAUCCGUAUCUUUUACUAUUGACUUUGGGGGAAAAACUUUUGGUUUUUCAGGUUGAUGGUUUAUUGUUGGAUUAGAAGGAUAAGUAAAACUGUCUUUCGAGUAAUGAGUUAAGUGAAAAAUAUAGUACCUUAACUGUACAGAAAGAUUUCAUUCUGUUCAGCUGUAUAACCAGAUUUUAUUUUAUUUUUUAGUUUUUCUCAUUGACGAUGGUUUUUCAUCAAGAAUUCGAGUCUUUAAAUAUGGAUUGAAUUCAUUGUACUCAGUGGGACCGGCUUUUUUCCACCACAUCUAUCACUUCAUCAACCACUUUUUUACUAUUUUUUACCGCAUUGGACAAUACGGUGAAAAAGCCAGUCCCGUAUUCAGUGAAAAAAUUACGAUCAGUCAUGAUCGUAGGUUCCGCUUGUUUAAUAUAAUUAUAUAAAUGGAUCAUCUUUGUAUCUUUGUUUCAUUUAAAAUUCACUUGUAGACUAGUUAAUAACAGAUAUGAUUAUUUAAUUUAAUGAUCAAUCAAUUAAAUGUUGGCGUUUGUGAAUCGUCGCUUCAUAUUUUUUAUUCGCACCAUUCUCGAAUCAAUAAGUCGAUGUAUCCCCUUUCAGAUCAAGGCGUUAAUUAAGAGAUCUUUUGGUUUUUUAAGUGAUAAUGACAGUGAUGAAGAGAUUAUUAAAUCCCUUCAAGUCCUGGAAAAUAUUGGAUUAGGACUGAUAAUAUCCCGUCGAGGGUACAGUCAAGAUGAAACAUCAUAUGUCCAACCACAUUUCCAUUUCAACAAUAAUCUUAUUCGUUUUGUUUCGAUCCUUAAUUUUAUAAGGUUUUAUCUAAUACUGAUUUACAAACAAAAUGAUAACCUGAGUAUAUUGCUGGGAAAUCCAUUCUUCCAUGAAAAUAGCAGUGACAUGAUGAUCUACUAUGUCAUUGGCGGCGGUAUUACACUGUUUAUCUUACGCGAAUACGUUUUGUACCUUGAAGAGCAUGGAGCUUACACAAUACUCUGUCCUUUUCGAGACAUAAAGGUUUCAGGAUUUGACAAGAAUAUGCUCAAGUUGACAACCAAACAGUGCAAAUCGUUCCACUCUACUUUCCAUAUUUUAAUCACGAUAUGGAUCAGAUGGAUUUAUUGUACAUUUAUUUGUAUUCCCUUUGUUUUAAUCAGUUUGCGUCUUCAAAACCAAGCAAUAGUCAAUAGCGGUCCAGCAAUGUAUAUUUCAUCUUUUUGUUGGAUAAUUUUAGAAUCUUGUGCUUUUGUCUUUAUAUUUGGUGGUUUGUUGACUAUAGGAGCUCACAUGUGUGUCUCAGUUCCUCUGUACUUAUUCCGGUUGAAAAGCUUAAUUGAAUUGUUAAAAAGAGUCAAGAGUAAACAAUUUAUCGAUGACUCUUAUAUUAAAGGCAUGAAUACAGACGUGAUCAGUUAUAUGAAUGAGUUUGAUGAAAUUAUCGCUAAAAACCGUUACAUUUAUUUUUUUCUUUUCAUAAUUAUCUCAUUUGGAGCUGAUACUGCGAUCUUCUUGGGACUAUUCACUAAGCGUCAUUCUAAUUGGGUAUCAAAUAUGCUUGUAAUCUGGGGUCUAAUUAUACUAUUUAUAACUGGAAGUGUUGUUUAUGCCGGUGGAGCUUUUUUGGAUCAGCUUUAUGUGAUUGAUGGUCUAUAUGUUUCGAUCAUAGCCAAAGCCCAACAAAAACUGGAUCAAAAACUGAAGACUCUGGAAAUUCUCGAUCGUAUUCUUAGUCCUUAUUCCGGAGCUAAAAUUGGUGAUGCAUUUAGAGGGGAAAAACUUCUUGCUGUCUAUUACGUUCUUGAAAACGCAAGUACGAUUAUGUUGCUGAUUUGUAAUUUGCAGCUCAUUUCAUCGCAAUAAUCCAUCAUAUACUAUCGGUAUACUAUUCACGACUGUGAAUCAAUGAAGAAUGUACAAAAUAUUAU